AUGGCAUCCAGCACCGCCAAUGGGUCUACAGACGCCCCGCCGAAAUCUAUCGUCAUCAUUGGCGGUGGCAUCAUAGGCGCAUCUACUGCAUACUACCUCACGCGGCACCCAAAGUACAACCCUAACAGAGACUCCAUCACCAUCCUCGAAGCAACGGGUAUCGCAUCCGGAGCGUCGGGAAAGGCCGGUGGCUUGCUCGCUCUUUGGGCCUACCCAAGUUCACUUGUGCCGCUCAGUUUUCGCCUCCACAAGGAACUCGCUGCCGAGCACGAUGGGGCUACCAGAUGGGGCUACCGGGCCCUCGGUGUUGGCUCCAUUGAUUGCGUCGGCCGACCCAUAUCGGCUAGCCGCAUUCCCGGCAAAGGCGAGGAAGUCCAAGGUGUGCAUGAGUCUUCUAUAUCAGGUACGGGGGAUGGCAACGUCAGCCUGCAAAAGCGGAGCGCCGAAUCGUAUAAGCGUCUACGGAAGAUUGGCCUCCCCUCUGAUCUCGACUGGGUAUCAUUCGACGCUGCUCGCGGAUACGAUUCCAUGGGCUCAGAGCGCGACACGGCACAGGUCCAUCCCUUGCACUUCACGACCUCCAUGGCAGACCUAGCAACCGAAAAGGGCGCCAAAGUCAUCAUUGGCAAAUGCACCUCGAUCGGCACCAAAUCCAAACAAGUCACAUACACCACCACCACCACCUCCCCAUCAGAACCACAAGUCCUCUCUGCGACCGACAUCAUCAUCACCGCCGGGCCCUGGACCCCCCACAUCUACCCAUCUGCCCCAAUCGGCAACACACGCGCACACUCUGUCGUCAUCACCCCAACGCGCGAGAUCUCGCCCUACGCGCUCUUCACCUCCAUCUCCCUCCCCAAGAACUACAAAGCCGGCGUCCCCUCGCGCGCCCAACACGUCACGCCCGAAAUCUACGCCCGCCCCUUCAACAGCGUCUACGCCUGCGGCGAAGGCGACCACCUCGCACCCCUCCCGUCCUCCACCGCCGACGUCGAAUGCGACGCCUCGCGCUGCCAGGACAUCAUCGACCACGUCUCCUCCAUCUCGGACGAGUUGCGUGAUGGCACCGUCACCGCCCGCCAGGCGUGCUAUUUGCCGCUCGUUGAGGUUGGGGGCGGGCCCCUAGUGGGUCCCACGGCGGACGAGGGCGUCUGGAUGGCCACGGGCCAUACGUGCUGGGGCAUCCAGAACGGGCCUGGGACGGGCAAGCUGAUGAGUGAGUUUGUCAUGGAUGGGGAGGUCGCGUCGGCGGACGUCAGGGGCUUGGAUCCGAGGAGGGUGUUGUGA
Molecule: messenger RNA, 1287 nt
Organism: Cyphellophora europaea CBS 101466
Lineage: Eukaryota; Fungi; Ascomycota; Eurotiomycetes; Chaetothyriales; Cyphellophoraceae
Exons: 1
Coding region: 1-1287 (428 amino acids)
Biological process (GO): retrograde transport, endosome to Golgi
Cellular component (GO): late endosome; cytoplasm
Molecular function (GO): oxidoreductase activity
Source: RefSeq, a predicted model, not a curated record